CUCUCUCUCUCGUGGUCGCGCCUCACGCAUGCGGGUGAAGAUACUUCACGUCACUGGAGAACGACGAAAAUACGCGAUACAUGUGUCGGUGUAAACGUCAGUGAGCUAACUCCACUAACACGAUCUCUCUGAUCUUUUAGCUGCAGCUUGCUAACGCUGUGGGGGUUUUUUUUUAUCGUGGACUGAAGAGAGACUUUCAUUCCCGAAACAGUGAAGAUGCAGCCUGCACCAGCUAAGUGGUAUGACAGACCGGACUGUGUUUUUGUAGAGUUCUGCGUGGAGGACAGUAAAGAUGUGCAUGUACAGUUCGACAAGUCAAAAAUUGAUUUUUGCUGUGUCAGUGGAGCAGAUAACAUCAAGCACCAAAAUACAUUGGACCUCUUCGCAGAGAUCGACCCCAAAGGAUCCAAACACAGACGCACUGGCAGGUCUGUGUUGUGUUGUUUACGAAAAGCAGAGGGUGGGAAAGCAUGGCCACGACUCACCAAAGACAAGCCAAAGUGCAACUGGCUGAGUGUGGAUUUCAGUAACUGGAAAGACUGGGAAGAUGACUCAGAUGAGGACAUGUCGAGAUAUGACAAAUUCUCAGAGAUGAUGAACUGCAUGGAAGGAGAUGAUCUAUGUGAUUUAGAUGAGCAUUAUUCUCCAGACGGUGACGAUGAAUAAAUUCCCGACCUUGAGUAGAAGAAUACAAAAGCAACGCCAGUAGUAAACAAAGCAAGUUGUAAGUCUGUUGAGGAGAGAGACUAGGCACGAGUUGGCAACCACGUUGGAGAAGAAACCUCAUCUCUCUACGCUGUUUCCAUAGCGAAGUCGCUCAACAAGUGACAAGGAGUGACUGUUGGAUACAGACAUGCACAGAGAUCCGUAGUGACAUACAGUGCUGUGCUUUGCUGUUCUGCAUGGACAAUUCUGUUCAAAUGAAAAUGUUAUUGUUCAUUGAGUUAAAUGACUGUAAUGGGAUGUGCUGAUGUCUUACACCUCUUUUUAUUUGCGAUGUCAGGUUAAGUAUUGAUCAUGGUGAUUUCUAAUGAAGAAAAGAAAACGCAAAAUGCCUAUUUUCCAAAAAAAGUAGAUUUUUUUAAUGACAGAAUUUUUCCCCUUUAAUGUUUGUAUUGUAAAUUGCACUUACAAUGUUUGUUAAUUUAAAACAAAACUGGAGUUCUGCUUAAUUGUAAUGGAUUCUCCAAUGUAUGUCAGGAUCUGAAAAUAUUAAACAAAUAACAUAUUUCAGCAUUUAGAAUAAUAAACAGAUAUGCUUGUGCAACAGUUUGUGUUGAGAUUAUGAUAGAAGAGUGUUUCAAACUGCAUUUAGUACCUUUGUAAAGGUGAGCUUUUCUCUUGUCAGUGUAGCAAACAUUGCAGAUUGCACAUUGUCACAGAAUCACAAGUUAAUUUCUUCCAUAAGCAUAUUGCAUUGAAGGCAGAAAUCCUAUGUAGUUAAAAAAAGUUUCCCAAGUAGUUAAAAUAGUGCAGGAUAUAAAUGUCACAUACACUAGAACUAAGCUUUUGAGGCUUUUAUGUCUUUGUUUCAACAUGUGUUGAACACUUGAGUUUGUCUUAUGCUGUGGGAGUUUGAGCAUACAUUUCUAAUAAACUGCUUCAGAUUGUUGAACACAAGGUUUAA
Molecule: messenger RNA, 1627 nt
Organism: Paralichthys olivaceus (Japanese flounder)
Lineage: Eukaryota; Metazoa; Chordata; Actinopteri; Pleuronectiformes; Paralichthyidae
Gene: ptges3a
Product: prostaglandin E synthase 3a (cytosolic)
Biological process (GO): telomerase holoenzyme complex assembly; protein folding; prostaglandin biosynthetic process
Cellular component (GO): nucleus; cytosol
Molecular function (GO): protein-folding chaperone binding; Hsp90 protein binding; prostaglandin-E synthase activity
Source: RefSeq, a predicted model, not a curated record